This is a messenger RNA of Capsicum annuum, 1927 nucleotides long. Its product is annotated as CDP-diacylglycerol--serine O-phosphatidyltransferase 1. The record is from RefSeq and is a predicted model, not a curated record. The coding region runs from base 244 to 1632 and encodes 462 amino acids. Gene Ontology annotation, biological process: phosphatidylserine biosynthetic process. NCBI's taxonomy places the organism in Eukaryota, Viridiplantae, Streptophyta, Magnoliopsida, Solanales, Solanaceae. The transcript is spliced from 13 exons. Gene Ontology annotation, molecular function: L-serine-phosphatidylethanolamine phosphatidyltransferase activity.
AAAGCCCCUUAACUAACAACAAAACCCAUCUCCCCUUUUUCCCUUAUUGUUUGAUCCAACGGCCAUAAUUCAUCACUUCAUUCAAUCGUAAGACUAACGAUUUCUCAGCGUAAGAUUUCAAUUAACUGUUUCUCCUCUGUGUAAGUUAUGUGUAUCUAUUUGUUGCCAAAAAUGGAUGAUGGGUUCACAGGACGAGUUUAAAGUGAAGGGGUUGAAGGAGUUGAAUUUUGUGAGGUCAGGCAUAUGGAACCUAAUGGCUACAGAAAGGGUAACAAAGGGAAUCUCGUUACCAUUCAAAAUGGUAAUCAUAGCUCGCUGAGUAUACAUGAGGAGCUGGAUCCAUGGACUGCUUGGGCAUACAGACCUCGUACUAUCACGUUGUUGCUUAUUGGUGCAUGUUUCCUCAUCUGGGCAAGUGGAGCUCUUGAACCGCAAACUACCUCCUACGGUGAUGUUACUACUUCUGUGAAAAGGGGCGUUUGGGCAAUGGUUGCUGUUUAUCUUGCCUACUCUUUGCUGCAAGCCCCUUCAACGGUACUUAUUAGACCACAUCCUGCCAUUUGGCGCUUGGUUCAUGGAAUGGCUGUUAUUUAUCUUGUUGCUUUGACAUUUCUACUUUUUCAGAGGCGCGAUGAUGCUCGCCAGUUUAUGACGUUUCUUCAUCCUAAUCUUGGCAUUGAACUUCCUGAAAGAUCUUAUGGUGCUGAUUGCAGACUCUAUGCACCUGAAAAUCCCACGAACAGGUUUAAGAAUGUUUAUGACACACUGUUCGAUGAGUUUGUUCUGGCUCAUAUCUUAGGGUGGUGGGGCAAGGCCAUCAUGAUACGUAAUCAGCCUCUUUUAUGGGUAUUAUCUAUCGGGUUUGAGUUGAUGGAGCUUACUUUCCGGCACAUGUUACCAAAUUUUAAUGAGUGCUGGUGGGAUAGCAUUAUUCUGGAUAUAUUCAUCUGCAACUGGUUUGGUGAGAAACUUGAAGCCAUUUUCUUGGUCAUUUAUGAUACGGAGCAGUGUUUUGGACGGCGAAAGGCGACAAGGCCCCGCCACGCGGCGAGGCGAGCACCUUUUGAAUGCAUCUGGGCUGGAAUGCGUACUGUUCGAUAUUUUGACGGAAGAACAUAUGAGUGGGUUGGUAUAAGCCGGCAGCCAAAUAUUAUGGGCAAGGUCAAGCGAACACUUGGUCAAUUUACACCUGCACAUUGGGAUAAAGAUGAAUGGCAUCCCCUCCUUGGUCCCUGGCGAUUCCUUCAAGUUCUCAGUCUCUGUGUUAUUUUCUUGACAGUGGAAUUGAAUACAUUCUUUUUGAAGUUCUGUCUUUGGAUUCCUCCCAGAAACCCUCUGAUAGUGUAUAGGUUGGUCCUGUGGUGGCUACUUGCAAUACCUACCAUUCGAGAGUACAACAAUUACCUACAGGACAGGAAACCAGUAAAAAAAGUGGGAGCAUUUUGCUGGCUUGCACUAGCUAUCUGCAUUGUUGAACUCCUAAUCUGCGUCAAGUUCGGACAUGGAUUGUUUCCUGACCCCAUGCCCAAGUGGUUAGUAAUUUUCUGGACAUGCAUCGGCUUUGGCCUUGUGUUGAUUUUGGCUGCAUGGUCAUGGCAAUUACAUAGUACAAUGAGGAAAAAACAGCAAUGAGUUUCUGCAGCAACUCCAUUCUUUAUUCCUUUGUGUUAUUUCGGAUAACCAGCCCUCUUGUAAAUACCAAUUACAAUUUAGCUGUACAUGUUCUCUUCCUAGAUUAGGUAUUACAGUUGAAAAGUGUAGCGAACCGGAGUUCUUUAUCAUUAGGUUGUUGGUAGAUGCCUUGUUUGUGCUGCCUAAGUUUGCAGGACCUUUUCCAGAAUAAAAAUUUUAUGGAUCGUGUGUUGUAAGUGUUGCAAAAUUUAAAUUUUCAGUUCUAUAUUCAGGCACUUGAUAUUUGCCCUUCCCA